Eriocheir sinensis (Chinese mitten crab) is the source of this 13327-nucleotide messenger RNA. Its product is annotated as serine-rich adhesin for platelets-like. The transcript has 5 exons. The record is from RefSeq and is a predicted model, not a curated record. Bases 466 to 13152 code for a protein of 4228 amino acids. Lineage: Eukaryota; Metazoa; Arthropoda; Malacostraca; Decapoda; Varunidae.
CUGAUGGAACAGAAUGACGGAAGAUGCAGAAAACGUACUUAAUAAUGACCUUGGUGAUGGUAGAAUUUGCCAGUAAUAAAUAUUAGGCCGAAGGAGUGACAGGUACCAGACGCAGUAGCCCCGUCACUUGUCAUUUGGCGCGCUUUCUCGCUCGUGGGGUUUGUUUACAUCAGGACCUGAGAGGCAGUAGAGGGAGACGCCUCAGUGCCUCUUAUUAUCCUCUCCCUUCUCCUUUUCCUGCUGUGUUCACCCUUGUCGCUGGCACGGCGGGACGGUGUGUGCGCCGCCCCUGCUGACGCCUUGCCCGCUGCCCCGAGAGCCGCGCUGCUGGGGGGAUGUGCGGCACCUCCUCCCUGCCCGCACUGCUGAGGUGAGACAACCCUAGGCGGCGGGAAGCGUGAUGCAAUCUUGACACUAAUAUAAGGGCUGAGACUGAUUCUGUACUGAGGGAGGGGAGACAACAGCAUGGAAGACCCGGUGAGUCCUUCGGCAUCCAUGGGAUCGCUGUGGGAGGCCAGCUCUGCUACCAGCGGGGACUCUGGCAACCUGUAUGAGGACCUGGAGAGCCCGUGUGGCUCAGACAGUGAAGUGAGUGACUCGGACAUUUUCCAAGAGCUGGGAGUGGUGGGAAAUCUAGAGGAAAAGUUACCUGCCAGCAAGGAAAGUUUCGAGGCUGAAGAAACGACAGAUAAAGAAGAGGACCCUAAUGACAGAACUAUUUGUGAGAGUACAGCGAGCCACCAAGAUGCACCCACUCACAACAACGACGCUACACCACAGAUGGAAAAGGAAGAAUGCAAGAAAAAAGAGAAAACCAAGAACUCACUAAGAAACAGUACACUAGUCUCAGAAAAUAGUACCCCCAAAAGUGUAAUACCACCAGAUUCUCCAAACACCAGAAGCAAAAUGAGGAAGCUCCAGCAGAUUGAGGCAAAAGAAAGCAUUAGAAAAUUGACCCUUGAAACCCAGGCAAAGGAGUUGAACAGUAAUGAUGGCUGUUUGACCGAGCAAGGAGAUGGAAGCCAAAAUGGAGCCCAAACCAAAGACCCUGACCAAACCACUCCACUGACACUCCCUUUGGCCAGUAAGAACAAGGACCUGCAGUUUAUCCUGUCGCGUGUCAUAAAAAAUAGAUCAUCCACGGAAAAGAAAGAACCCAUUCCCCCUGAUCAAGAAUUAAACCCCGGAAGUGGACCGACUGCCCAGAAUAAGAACGAGAGUGGAGAAAAUAAGUUUGUAUCGCAAGUAAGUGGAAGAAGCAGUGUAGAUACAGCAAUGAAAGAGAAGAAAAAAGGAGUACACACAAUGGGCACAGACAGUAGAAGUUGUGUUGUGAGAGAGACAAGAGGGACGAGAGACCCAGUGUCAAAAGUACAUGGAAGAAGCGGUUUAGAUACAGUGAUGAAAGAGAAAGAUAUGAAAAAGGAAAUACAAGCAAUGGAAACUGAUAGUAGUGGUUGCAUUACAAGAGAGGCAGUAGAGAUGGGAGAGUUGUCAGGAUCUGCCGGAAGUGAACCAGCAAAUGAUAACGCGAUCGGUUUAGUCGACAAGAUAAUGUGUAUGGCAGGAUUUUCCCAGCGUCCCACCGCCGCCGACUUCAUGGCGGAGACGAACACAGGCAAAAAGUACAAGAUUCCAAAGCUGUCCAAAGCCCCAAAGAAAACUAUAAGCAGCAAGGAGGAGGAGGACAAUCAGAUGGACUUGUUUGAGGAUAUUCUUGUGGGUCGCGACAGAGAUGAGCUCAUGAAGGAGAUAGAGAAGCUGAAGAUAGAACGGGACAGCCUCCAGCAGAGCCGCCACACCUUACAGGAGCGCUGUUCAGGGCUGGAGAAGGACAACGAGGUCCUUCUCAAAAACAUGUCCUCCUUGUGGAAAACCUCCAUGGCCCAGUUGCGGCAAAAGUCCAAUGAGCUGGCGGCCGCGAAGAGAGAGAAGGAGGCGAUUAUCUUCCGCCGAGCCAUGCGCCAGGUGCCCAGGGAUGAGCUGGACCGCGUCGCCUCGCACAUCGCUGCCUACGACAAGGAGGAGUUUGCGGAGUUCAUCAGUAAACUAAGGGAGAAGGACGAAGACGGCGGAACGAAGGAGUGUAUGUGUGGAAGAGGAACACCGACCACCAGGAGGUUCGGAACUGCCGCCCAGAGAGUGAGGGAGGCGGCACUAGGGUCGCGGCUCAGCCCUUCCUCCGACAGUGAAGCUCAAACCCUCAGAACACUGCUCGGGAGGAAGGGAGAGACGGUGACCCACUCAGAAGAAAAACCUGAAUCCUGGAGUAAGAAGAGAGGCCUCACACGCUCCCCCAAGUCCCAAAGGCGUCUCUUCGCGAGUGAGAGCGGUCCACCAGAGUCCGAGGGGAGCCGAUCUAUAUGGGACCGCCUGGGAAGGAACCCUCUGGACCGAAGAAAGAGUGGCAUUGAGGAUGAGAGAAAGGAGAGACACACCGAGAAGGGAAGAGGUGCCAGUGAGGAGUUUGGUAGCAGGAAUCGUACAGAGAAGGGAAGAGUUGCUGGUGAGGAAAGAGCUAGCAAGACGCCUUUAUCAGAAUCUACAGGAGGUAAGAGGAAGAGUGUGUUCUCCAGACUGAGCAUCAAGAGGACCGUUAAUAACCAAGAGGAUAGUGCCAGUGUCAAGAGUAAUGCACCUGUUGAUAAUGAUUUGGCUGUCCCAGAUUCUCAUCCGGACUCAGAAAUACCUCGGGAGAAAACAGGGAAGAGAAAUGAAGCGAAAAGGACAGUGACGUUAGGUGAUCAGCGUGGAAUGAAAGCAAGGUCUUCCGAGAGUUGCGUAAAUGAACCUCCGAAAGACAUCUCAACAACACUCAAUAAGCCUCCUGAUGUAUAUGCCAGCCCAUCCCUCAACCCAGACAGGACGGACACGGCAUUAUCGGCCCAAGAGCUAGAAGAUGAACCAGAAUAUUGUCCCGGCGAGGAUGAGGUAAUGCUAAGUAAAACACUCUUUGGCCAGAGGAUGAGGAGAAGGAUGGAGAAACUACAGAAACCAUCUCCAGUAACAAAGCCACUAAAAGAUCUUCCUGUUCUUUCUAGUCCAGUUGUAAGUCAGGACAAGUCUUCAGAGGCUACACAACAACACAAACAGCUCCCACUACAAGAUGAGGUGAAGCCAGUAACCAACAGUCCUGCUAUGAACACAAGAAAGCCAGUGUCUGUUGAAUCUAUGAAUGUGGAUACGGUUACCAAUAUAGCUUUUGAUGAGGGUGAACCAGCAGCCAACAGUCCUAGGAAUAUAAGGAAGGCAGUGUCUGUUGAAUCUAAAAAUGUGGAUGCAGUUACCAAUAGAGCUUUUGAUGAGGGUGAACCACUAGCCAACACCCCUGCUAUAUAUACAAAAAGGUCAGUGUCUGUUGAAUCAAUGAAUGUGGAUACUGUUACCAAUAGAGCUUUUGAUAAGGGUGAACCAGCAGCCAACAGUCCUGCUCUGAACACAAGAAAGUCACUGUCUGUUGAAUCAAAGAGUGUGGAUACAGUUACCAAUAGAGAUGAAGGUGACAUGAGCCAAGAAAUCUUAAAACAUGACGUUCAGAAGGAUAAAGAACCAGUGGAAGAUAAUGAAAGUGGGAUGAGAAAGAGUCAGUCAUCGGUGCAGAAGGACAGUGAUGGAGGAAAGACUGAAGGGCUGAAAGAAGCUGAUGUAUUGAAAGCUAAGAAAGUCAAGGAAGUUACAGAGAAAGGAAGAAAUAGUGAAAAUAUUAGUGUGGCUGUAAAGGAAAGUGGAAGAAGGUGUGAAGAUGAUAGCGUAAAACAAAAUCCUGAAACUGAGAAGGAGGAAAAUGAGAGUGUAGGCAAUGAGCAGGUUAUGGAAAGCACUGAGAAAACCUUGACCACAGAACAUGAGGCAAAACAGGAGGCUGCAAGAGUGGAGAAGCCUGACUGUGAGGAUAUAGAUAGUGAGGAGAUCAACACUGCUAUUAUGUCUCUGGCCAAGCUUCGGAGUGCCUUCCAUAGCGAGGAGAGGAAAGUUAAAACCAAAACCAAGAAGCUGAAGAAGCAGAAACGGCUCAGUCUGUUCGGGGGAGGCGACUCCAGCGACGAGGAUGAGAUGGCCGGCGAGGAGGCCUGUAAGGAGAACCAGGAAACGGAGACACGCCAGAAAGCCUCCUCAGGGAACAUGGCAGCCACGGAAAAACUAGAAAUUGAGGGAAACGUGAAAAAGAAGUCCGUGAACCUGUUAAACAUAAGUAGGGAGAUGGAAGAGCUGCUGGACAUGGUGGAAAAUGCAGACUGUGAGAACUUUAACAUAGAAAUGAAGCAAAUGGAAAAGGGUGUGGCUGAGAGCAAAACCGAGCAUACAGAAAUAGAUACUAACAAAAAAAGCCUCAAGGAAACAAAAGCAAGCAUAGUCGCACAUCAGGUUCAAGUUCAAGAGGCUCCCAGUGAAAAAGUUGAAAUCACAGAGAGGAAAGGAAGGAGUAAGUCAUUGAAGAAGACCUCAACACCCAAGUCCAAACAUACAGGAAUAGAUACUAACAAAAAAGACCUCAAGGAAACAGAAGCAAGCAUAGUCGCACAUCAGGUUCAAGUUCAAGAGACUCCCAGUGAAAAAGUUGAAAUCACGGAGAGGAAAGGAAGGAGUAGGUCAUUGAAGAAGGCCUCAGCAUCCAGCAACAAAAAAGGCCUCAAGGUAACAGAAGCAAGCAUAGUCACACAUCAGGUUCAAGCUCAAGAGGCUCCCAGUGAAGAGGUUGAAAUCACGAACAGGAAAGGAAGGAGUAGGUCAUUGAAGAAGGCCUCAGCAUCCAGCAGCAAGAAAGGCCUCAAGGAAACAGAAACAGGCAUGGUUGCACAUCAGGUUCAAGCUCAAGAGGUUCCCAGCGAAAAAGUUAAAAUCACGGACAGGAAAGGAAGGAGUAGGUCAUUGAAGAAGGCCUCAGCGUCAAACACAGAGGAAGAAGAAAACAGGAGUACAGAGAAGGAACCCACAUCUGCAGAGGACAAAAACACUCAGAAGAUACCUGUGAAACGUGCCAAAUUAAAAAAGGAACCAAAUAAGAAAGGUAUUGAAGAGGCAACCACAAAGAAUGACGACCAGCAAAUAAAAGAAACCACAAAGAAAGAUGGAAAGAGGAAUACUGAUGAUGAGGAGACAAAGGAGAGAAGAAAGACAGAAGACCAGAGUCGGAAAGUUGAUCGGCAGACGAGAGCAAAAACAAAGGGAGAUUCAAGGGAGGAAGAUGAGAGCAAGAAAGUCAGCCAACAGAGAAAGGAGAGAACGAAGAGAGACUCGAGGGAAGAAGUCGAGGAGAGGAAGGACGCUGAGCAGACAAAGGAAAGCACUAAGACGGGAGGGGAGGAGAAUGAGGGUAGAAACAUUGACCAGCAGAGAAGAGAAAGAAGAAAAACAGCCUCGAGGGAAGAGGAUGAGAAGAAAAUGGUUGAUGAGGAGACCAAGGAAAGCACAAAGGCAGGAAGGGAGGAAAAUGAGGGUAGGAACGCUGAUCAACAGAGAAGAGAAAGAAGAAAAACAGCCUCGAGGGAAGAGGACGAGAAGAAAAUGGUUGAUGAGGAGACAAAGGAAAAAACAAAAACGGGAAAGGAGGAAAAUGAGGGUAGGAACACUGAUCAGCAGAGAAGAAGAAAAACAAACUCAAAGGAAGAAAAUGAGAAGAGAAAGAUUGAUGAACAGACAAAGGAAAGCACAAAGGCAGACUCAACAGAGGAAGGUGAGAGAAAGCAGAGAAGAGAAAGAAGAAAAACAAACUCAAAGGAAGAACAUGAGCACAGAAAGGUUGAUGACCAAACAAAGGAAAGCACAAAAACAGACUCAACGGAGGAAGGUGAGACAAGGAAAACAAGAAAAAUAAGAAAAACAGCCUCGAGGAAUGAAGAUAAAAGUACAAAUAUUGAUCAACAGACGAAAGAAACCACAAAAACAGACAUAAACGAGGGAGAUGAGAGCACCAGCACCUGCCAGCGCACACAGGCAAAGGGACCUCCCUCCGACAAAAGACUAAAGCAUAACAAAUCAUCAGCGCACGAGAGCACCACCGAGAUCCCUGAAGACAGCACACGGCCAUCGCAGAACAAAGACGAGGGAAGGAAAAGUACCAGCAGAAAAGACAGCAAGAGGGAAAAGGACGUCUGCAAAACAAGAAAAUCAAAGAGAACCACUAAAGGAAAGUCUGACGAAAGUACGGACGCCGUGAGAUCUUCCAAACUACCGAGAGGGAAGAAAGUGGAAGCUCUGAGCCGCACUCCCACACCAGACACCAGUGGAGCUCUCGGGAGUAUUGAUGAGGUUGAAACGAAUGCUCUUGAUGGAAUGAACUUCAAACCCCGAGCUGAAGAUAAGAGAGCGGAAAAUGCAUCUUCGGUAACUGAUACGAAGAGCUUCGAACCCCAAACGGAAGAUCACGGGGCUGAAAGUGUAUCUCCAGUAACUGAUAUGAUGAGAUUUAAACCCCGAACUGAGGAUCAUGAGGCAGAAAACGCAUCUUCGGCAACUGAUACAACAAGCUUCAAACCCCAAACGGAAGAUCUCGAGGCAGAAAACGCAACUUCGGUAACUGAUACAAUGAACUUCAAACCCCAAACGGAAGAUCUCGAGGCAGAAAACGCAACUUCGGUAACUGAUACAAUGAACUUCAAACCCCAAACGGAAGAUCUCGAGGCAGAAAACACAACUUCGGUAACUGAUACAAUGAACUUCAAACCCCAAACAGAAGAUCUCGAGGCAGAAAACGCAACUUCAGUAACUGAUACGAUUAGCUUCAAACCCUUAACUGAAGAUCAGGAGGCAGAAAACGCAACUUCGGUAACUGAUAUGAUGAGCUUCAAACCCCGAACUGAGGAUCAUGAGGCAGAUAACGCAUCUUCGGAAGCUGAUACAAAUGCCGUCCAACAGCGACAAGACCACCAAGCUAAUGAGGACAACAACACAGGUAAAGAGAACGAAGGAGCCAUUGAAGAUAACCCACAAGAGAGCAAGGAGGAAACAACUACACAGAAAGAGAUAAAUGCAACUAAAGAAUCUGUCGGGGCAAGAGAGAACGAUCAAGCCACAUCGGAAGAACCACAGACUGUACAAAACAUGAAAGAUACUGAACGUGAGAGUCCUAACAAGAGCAGCCAUGAGAGUGAUGUCCGUGCUGUAGACCCAAGUGAGAACGCCAGUAAGGACAGCUUGGAGGAGGACGGCCAGGAGACGGACAUCCUGACGAGCCUGCUGGGGACGAACUACGACGAAGACAGCCUUUUCUAUCAGGAGGAGGAGUUGCUGUAUGAUGAAGGCAGUGAGGAGGAGGAAGAGAAACAUGAUAAAAAUGAGAGUGCGGGAAGAAAAGGACAUGAGGAAGAAGAGUCUCAGAAAAGCAAAACUGAUUCCAGGAAACAUGACAGAAAAGACGAACAGGAUAAAGGAGGACAUGAGAGGAUGAUGAGAGAGGCAGACAAGAUUAGCUCCAGGGAUGAGGAACAAGACAUCAGGACCAGAAACUCCCCUCAAGAAGACAAGGGAGACAAGACAAGCCACACCACACUCCCUUUCCUCAACCCACCAUCACAGAAACUCAAGCUGCCGGGUGGAAGGAUAAAGAAACUAACCACAAGCCCCCGAGACAAGGGUUCCAGGGGCAUUGAGGAGGGUGUAAGUCCCUUGUUGGUGAGGGGAGGGAGGAGAGGGGAGAAGCCUGAAGUGAGGGCGUCCAGGGGUGAAGGUGAGUCUCCUCGUUCGCAAGGGAAGAGGAAGGAGACACCAGAGAAGGGCCGCAGGACUAGGGAGGCACGGAGCUCUCACGUUCUCCUGUCCCAGAAUAGGAAAAGUCCCCCUAGGCUGAGAGAAGGCAGACUGGGCACAAGGAAGAGGGAGAGAGUGAGUGAAUCGGACACCCCAGGGAAGAGAGAAAGAUCCCCCAGAACAAGAGGAGAGAGGAGUUCCCCGAGGCAGAGAGAGGUCUUGGACGAGAGGGAGCAGCCGGCCAGCAAGAGGAGGAGAGUAUCGGUGAAGAGUCGUCUUACAUUCCGACACAACAGCGACGAGGAGAACAUCACGAGGCCGGCAAGGAGGCAGUCGUCAGCCCUGGAGGUGGAGAGAACAAGGACAAGCUCGAGACACAGGAACCAGUCUGGGGAGAAGAGACCUGCAGCUGACACACACACACACACGAGGGAGUCCAGUCAGCAGGAUGGCGCCCAGCUUUCCUCACUGACGGACGGAAAACCCAAGAUCUCAACCAGUGCUGUGCCUGUCGACAGCAAGUUGCUGCAGAGCGUCCUGGCCCAGUCACCCUCCAAGCUCAUGGCUCAAGGGGAUGAGAAGGAGGAAGGAGAACUUGAUGAUGAGGAGGAAGAGGAGGGAGAAGACCGCACUGAUAGAAAGACCUGUGACUCAGAAAAAACGAAGGUGAGUGACACGAAAAGGCAGACUGAAGUAUUAAAGGACGCUGGUAAGAACAAGGCAAAGAGAAGCAGUAAAGAAAGACAGAGCGUUUCCCCAGACAACAGAGAUAUGCAAGGUGGCAAAGCUAGCAAAACAGACAAGCAAAACACCUCAAUCAGUACAAAUAAGGAAGAGCCAAAGCUGGGAGAUGUAGAAACUUGUAACCUCCCCCAAAACCAAGCUAGUCAGGAUAAGCAGCGCCAUAAGUCCGGUGGUGCUGUUGAAAGAGUAAACAGUCCCAGAUCCAGCCAAAGGAUAAGGAACAGCAGCAAUAACCAGCAGCCAACCAGCCAGACCAAACCUCCGACAUCUAGGAAAAAGUUGACCCUCUCGGAAACACUCACAGACCAUGAGACUGAGGAGCCCAAGAGGGAUGGAAAAGGGGCCUCAGAAUGUGCCUCAACUACUGAAGAAGAGGACCAGACACAUAGGAAGAGCUGUACCCCAAGGAAUGAGAAUGCAUUGAGGAAAAGGUCGCCCCUCUCGGAACCACUACCAGACCAUGAAAUUGAAAAGCCCAAGAGAGUUCGAAAAGAUGCCUCAGAACUUGCAUCAGCCAUUGAAGAGGAGGGAAAAAAAGUUAAGAGUUGUACACCUAGAAAUGAGAAUGCCUUGAGGAAGAAAUCACCCCUCUCAGAAGCCCUCCAAGACCAACAAGAGACUGAAAAAGACAUUGAACUACACUCCUCAGCUAUUGAAGAAGAUGACCAAAAAUCUAAACGUCAUUCACCAAGGAAGGAGAAUGCCCUGAGGAAGAAGUCACCCCUCUCAGAAGCCCUCCAAGACCCAAAACACUCGCUAGAUAUUGAAGAAGAGAACGAGAAACAAAGGAAGAGUCACACACCACUGAGUGAGAAUGAGUUAAGGAAAAGGUCACCGAACUCAGACGUCCUCCAUGACCAAGAACACUCGCUAGAUACUGAAGAAGAGAAUCUGCAACAAAAGACUCAUGCACCACUGAAUGAGAAUAAGUUAAGGAAAUGGUCGCCCAACUCAGACGCCCUCCAAGACCAAGAGAUUGAAGCACCCAAGAGGGACGGGAAAGGUGACCUGGAACACGUUGAAAAGGCCGAACGAGAUCAACAACGCAAGAGAAGGAGUUGUGCCCCGAUGGACGAGGACGCCACUUUCUACCCCGGCGAUCUAUACAGGGCAAUGCAGGCCAAGGCAAAGAAGGCUCAACUCCGCAAAGACCCAUCGGCCUCGUCCAUCUCCUCGCUGAGUGACGACACCAUCGACCUCUUGGUUAGGCAGCACAAUGAAAAGUUCUCUGAUGUCACCAACGCCAGCGAUGAUUCCGAGACGUCCCUCCUCAAGUACAUUGCAGAUGACGAUGAUGAUGAUAAUGAUGGUGAUGAUGAGAGCGAGAGUGAGAGUGAGGAAGAAAUUGAUGUAGAUGGUGAUGUAGAUACUGUAGAAGAGAAGGAAACUAAUAAGGAUAACAAGAGAGAAAACGAAGGAGAGUUUGAAUUUGAGGAUGAUGGGAAACAGAUUGAAAUGUAUAAUAGUGACGACGAAAGUGAGACUGAGGAAGAAGUUGAAGUUGACGAUGAUGUAAGGGCAGUAGACGAGAACAAAACUUAUGGAAUUAACAAAAGGAAGGAAGCGGAGAUUGAAUACAAGGAUGAUCGAGAACAAGCUGAAAUGUAUAGCAGUGACGAUGAAAGUGAGACUGAGGAAGAAAUUGAAGUUGACGAUGAUUUAGAUGCAGUAGAAGAGAACAAAACACAUAGAACUAACGAGAGAGAGAACGAAGGUGAGAUUCAAUACAGGGAUAACACUACAGGCCAGAACAAAGGUAACAAGACCAUGAAACAGGACACUAAGCAGAGACCCACACUGGAACAAGGAGAGUCUGCCAGCACUGCACAUCCCACCUUACCUUACCACAGGGACACAACACCGAUGGAUGAGUGUGAGUCAGAGGAUGAGUCAAGUUCUGCGACCUCCCCUGAGAGUGCUCCAGGGGUCAGUCAACGGAACUCGGCAACCCCAGUCUUCAUGGAGCAGCACGAAUCCGACAGUGAGGAUGAGGAACGCAGUGAAGAGCAGAACAGGGAGCACGAUUCUGACAGUGACGGAGAAGGCAGCGAAAGUCGGAGCACACGGAACACACCAACGCCAGCUUCUGCAACACACCAUUCUGACAGUGAGGAGGAAUGCAGUAGGGAACGAAACACUGCAACACCACUUUCUCCAGUUUCUGCAACACACCAUUCUGACAGUGAGGAAGAAGGGAGUGAAAAUCAGAACUCUCACUCACCAAUUUCUGAGAUGCAACAUUCUGACAGUGAGGAAGAGGAAGGGAGUACAGAACGGAACACUCGGAACACUCCCACACCAGCCUCUAUGACACACCAUUCUGACAGUGAGGAAGGGAGUGAAAGUCGAAGCACUCGGAACACUCCAACACCAGCCUCUGCAACACACCAUUCUGACAGUGAAGAAGAGGAAGACAGCCGAAAACGGAACACUCGGAACACUCCCACGCCAGCCUCUGCAACACACCAUUCUGACAGUGAAGAAGGGAGUGAAAAUCAGAACUCGCUCUCACCAAUUUCAGAGAUGCAACAUUCUUACAGUGAGGAAAGCAGUAGGGAGCGGAACACUCGAACACCCGUCACUGAGGUCCAGCAUUCUGACAGUGAGGAGGAGGAGGACUGCGCCGAAGGUUCUGUUCAUUCCACAGCCGAUGCUUUCCUGCCAGACACCUCCGAGGAUGAAGACAUGAGCUCCAGUGAAGAGUCAGAAUUGGAUGUGGAAACGGUUGACAGCGAACCAGAACAGCCUGCAAAAGAAGUUCAGCAAAGUGGCCUUUCUGGAAGCAUGCCUCUUGACCAGCAUUCUAGUGAUGGGCCAAAAGAUACAGAUGACACAGAAUUAGCCACAGAGUUACCCACAGCGCCACUUGAUGAAGGCAGAGUCACCACAGAAACUCAAGACGUUGGUAAUAACUCUAGUAGCUCUGAUGAUUCUGACUCGGAUAGUGACUGUCAGUGUAGUGAUUGUAACAGCAGUAGUAGCAGCAGCAGUGGUAGCGACAGUAGCAGCUCCAGUUCAUCAGACUCGGAAGAGGAAAGUGCAGUGGUGAAAGAGGCAGAGGGUGUUAGAAGUCCCAAGCUUACUGGUGAAGACUUUGAGGAGGAAUCACACGGCCAGGCAUCCAGUCACUCUUACGCUGACCCACCAACACAAGCUCCCGACAAACCAAAGUCUCCCAAUGAAACCAGCCGCAAGACUCCCAGGAAGACACCUAAGAAGACUCCCAGUAAGACUCCCAACGCAAAACUGGGAGGCUCACAAAACAGUACAACACCUUUCAAGAAGACCCCAAGAAAAUCCCCUUGUAAGAAAACACCAUGCAAGAAGUCUCCGCUCAAGAAGGCUCAAGGCAAAGCACCAAAAAAGAACAGAAGAGUUCCUGUGUGCCCUCCUGCUGCCAGCCCAGUGAAGGAACCUCAAGCCACCUUCCUCGCCUCCCCAGUCGCGGAGAAUUUUAUUGACAACUCGAGUGAAGCUGUUGACAAUACUAGGAUUCUAAGCCCGCAGAACACCCAGCCAAGGGACACUACCAGGAUUCUAAGCCCUCAGAACACCCAGCCAAGGGACACUACCAGGAUUCUAAGCCCCCAGAACACCCAGCCAAGGGACACUACCAGGAUUCUAAGCCCUCAGAACACCCAGCCUAGGAUUCUAAGCCCCCAGAACACCCAGCCUAGAAACACUACCAGGAUUCUAAGCCCUCAGAACACCCAGCCGAGGAUUCUAAGCCCUCAAAACACCCAGCCAAGGAUUCUAAGCCCCCCAAACAUCCAGCCAGUCCCAGAUGCUGAGACACCUCUUGGAAGCCAGGUGACAAAGCAUCCCGAAGGCCCAGGAAAGACACAGCAGAAGAGCACUACGACCCCUGUGUCAGGUCGUGGCUCCUCGCUGAGUAAGGGUCAUCAGAGGCAGGUCACUCCUCUCCCUAACAUGCCCAACAGCCAAAGUUUCCAGUUAAAACAAAAAAUUAGUCCCAUAGAUUCCAGUCCCAUCAGCAAGACAUUCUAUUUGAAGAGGAGAGUGUCCUCUUUAAGAGUCGCAAAUGCAGCUCCUUCCAUGCCUCUCAUUGACACCGGUAUUGUUCCUGUCAAAGGCAGAUCAACAAUUGCCGCAAGUCCUAGUCGAACAGUGAAACUUUCCUGCUCAAACGACUCCCCUGUGAUAUCCGUGGUGCACAGCAGACAGGGUGAGGAGAGUGAGGCCCCUCAGAGAGCAGCCGUCAGGACUCCCAAGAAGGUGGCCCAGGAGGUGAAGGUGCCCACCCCUACAAGUAACAAGCCGGUCGCUGCCAAGAAGCGCCAGCGUCCUCCAAGCCCGGUGCUAUGUGAUGCAAGGAACUCCUCAGGCAAGCGACUGCGAACCCUCUCCCCGUCCAUGUACGACAGUGUGUCUCCCAGGAAGCUGUUCUCAGAUGCUACUAAUGUGAAGCAGAAGGCUGUCACGAUUACACACUCCAACCCUGAGAGCAGCUCAAGCCCGUCUGACAGCAGUACCAAAGCCAGCAUCAGUAAGGAGGUUGUCGUACCAGUGACCAUCCGCAGAGCCAAGAGGCAACUCAAUCUUCAGUUAUCCACCUCACCGGCAAAGCACUUCUCCUUCAUCAGCGCAUCAGACCAGGAGGACAGCACGUCACCAUCACGCCCGAGGGAAGGUGGCAGCACAGGGCAGGCUCUUCGGAAGAGUCCCAGGAAGUCUAAGCGGGUCACCAAGCUGAACUUGUAGUACAAAUAUCUUGCUGUGCUUUCCCUGCAGCAGCCUGUGUACAUAGUGAGGCCGAAAUGGAGGAUGUGGCAUGUCCUCGCCACCCGCAUGGAUCUUUUUACAAGUCAUUGGAAGAGGAAAGUGCUCUGUACAGUUAUAUUUUUUUAUGUAAAUAAUAAAUUUGUAUUGAUUUGUU